GCAGUGCGGCGCUGUUUAAAGAUGGCGGCGGAGGAACCUCAGCAGCAGAAGCAGGAGCCGCUGGGCAGCGACUCUGAAGGUGUUAACUGUCUUGCCUAUGAUGAAGCCAUCAUGGCUCAGCAGGACCGAAUUCAGCAAGAGAUUGCUGUGCAGAACCCUCUGGUCUCGGAGCGACUGGAGCUCUCCGUCCUGUACAAAGAGUAUGCCGAGGACGACAACAUCUAUCAACAGAAGAUCAAGGACCUCCACAAAAAGUACUCGUACAUCCGCAAGACCAGGCCUGAUGGAAACUGCUUCUAUCGUGCUUUCGGUUUCUCCCACUUGGAGGCGUUGCUGGAUGACAGCAAGGAGCUGCAGCGGUUCAAGGCUGUGUCUGCUAAGAGCAAAGAGGACCUGGUGUCCCAGGGCUUCACCGAAUUCACAAUUGAGGAUUUCCACAACACGUUCAUGGACCUAAUCGAGCAGGUGGAGAAGCAGACCUCAGUGGCCGACCUGCUGGCCUCCUUCAACGACCAGAGCACCUCGGACUACCUGGUGGUCUACCUGCGGCUGCUCACCUCGGGCUACCUGCAGCGCGAGAGCAAGUUCUUCGAGCACUUCAUCGAGGGUGGGCGGACCGUCAAGGAGUUCUGCCAGCAGGAGGUGGAGCCCAUGUGCAAGGAGAGCGACCACAUCCACAUCAUCGCGCUGGCCCAGGCGCUCAGCGUCUCCAUCCAGGUGGAGUACAUGGACCGCGGCGAGGGCGGCACCACCAACCCCCACAUCUUCCCCGAGGGCUCCGAGCCCAAGGUCUACCUUCUCUACCGGCCUGGACACUACGACAUCCUCUACAAAUAGGGCUGGCCCGGCCUGCCGCCGCCCUGCCUGCCCUCCCCUCUGCCAGGCACUAGACAUGUACAGAGGUUUUUUUUGUGGUUGUAAAUGGUCGUACUUCACCCCCCACGCCCUUCCCUGUCACACGACCUUCCAUGUUUUAUUAAAGGGGACGCUGGUGG
Sus scrofa (pig) is the source of this 995-nucleotide messenger RNA. RefSeq names its product OTU deubiquitinase, ubiquitin aldehyde binding 1 (gene OTUB1). NCBI's taxonomy places the organism in Eukaryota, Metazoa, Chordata, Mammalia, Artiodactyla, Suidae. Gene Ontology annotation, biological process: protein K48-linked deubiquitination; negative regulation of double-strand break repair. Gene Ontology annotation, molecular function: cysteine-type deubiquitinase activity; ubiquitin binding. The record is from RefSeq and is marked provisional. Gene Ontology annotation, cellular component: nucleus.